CUCGCUUCCUCCUCCUCCUCCUCCUCCCUCGCUUCCUCCUCCUCCUCCUCCCUCGCUUCCCCCUCCUCCUCCCUCGCUUCCUCCCCCUCCUCCUCCUCCUCCUCCCUCGCUUCAUCCUCCUCCUCCCUCCCCUCCCCCUCCUCCUCCCUCGCUUCCUCCUCCUCCUCCUCCUCCCUCGCUUCCUCCUCCUCCUCCUCCCUCGCUUCCUCCUCCUCCUCCUCCCUCGCUUCCUCCUCCUCCUCCUCCCUCGCUUCCUCCUCCUCCUCCUCCUCCCUCUCUUCUUCCUCCUCCCCCUCCUCCUCCCCCUCCUCCCUCGCUUCCUCCUCCUCCUCCUCCUCCUCCUCCUCCCUCGCUUCCUCCUCCCCCUCCUCCCUCGCUUCCUCCUCCUCCUCCCUCGCUUCCUCCCCCUCCUCCCUCGCUUCCUCCUCCUCCUCCCUCGCUUCCUCCUCCUCCUCCCUCGCCUCCUCCUCCUCCUCCCUCGCUUCCUCCUCCUCCUCCUCCCUCGCUUCCUCCUCCUCCUCCUCCUCCCUCGCUUCCUCCUCCUCCUCCUCCUCCCUCGCCUCCUCCCCCUCCUCCCUCGCUUCGUCCCCCUCCUCCUCCCUCCCUUCCUCCUCCCUCGCCUCCUCCUCCUCCUCCUCCUCCUCCCUCGCUUCCUCCUCCUCCUCCUCCUCCCUCGCUUCCUCCUCCUCCUCCCUCGCCUCCUCCUCCUCCCUCGCUUCCUCCUCCUCCUCCUCCCUCGCUUCCUCCUCCCCCUCCUCCCUCGCU
This is a messenger RNA of Engraulis encrasicolus (European anchovy), 765 nucleotides long. RefSeq lists its product as uncharacterized. The record is from RefSeq and is a predicted model, not a curated record. The annotation marks the transcript as partial. NCBI's taxonomy places the organism in Eukaryota, Metazoa, Chordata, Actinopteri, Clupeiformes, Engraulidae. The transcript has a single exon.